GUGACUCUCGAAAAGAAGUGAGAUCAUGUUUCAUUUCAGGAAGAUGUAUGCUUCAGUUCUGUAGGUCAGAAGUCCAACAGGGGUGAUUGUUCGAAAGUCAAGAUGUCGUAAGGAAAAUUUCUACCCUCUUUUGUAACAUCAUCAAGGAGAUAUUCGAGCAGAGUCAACUCUCUCAGUUACAUAAAAUAAAGAAUGGCAUAUUGUCGGCAAGCUGAUCUAAAUCCUAAUAAAUCACAUGAAGAACAGCAUGGGCACCAAGAAUUUCACUCCGUAAAUCAACCCUUUUCUUCUAGUCAAGUCAGUCUAGGUUUUGAUCAGGUAGUAGAUGAAAUCAGUAAUAAAAUUCCUCUCCAUCAGAAUGAAAUUGAAGAAGACACCUUUUUUGUGCCCAGUGCACCAAACUGGGACUUAAAAAAGUAUUCAUUAGAUGAAACACACCAAAUAUCCUUGAAUGAAUUCACUUCUAAAAACCCUGAGCUCUCCUGGCAUCAAGUUAGGAAGACACCAGUAAUUGGUUUUAGUCCUUCUGUGCUACCAAGACUUCAAAACAUGAAUAAAGAAAGUUCCUGGGGAAACCCUGUAGAAAAACAUCAUGGUGCUGAUGACUCCGGAUUCAAUAUAUUAGCUUCAUCAUCCACUAGUUCAGAUAAAAUUAAUCUACAGAGAGAAUUUGACAAUCAAAAUUAUAACUACUAUAUAGGAUUUGAAAGUAGCAUUCAUUCUAUAUAUCCAUCCUCAACUGACUUAAUGCCAGAAGAAGAGAAUGAAACGAGUCGACAUAUGAAUAUUGUGGAACCUUCUCUGAUGCUUUUUAAAGAUUCUUUUCUACCCAGGAAAUGGGAAAGCACCUGGCCAAAGAACAUAGAGCCAAUAGGUUGUUCCAUUCAGCUGGCUGAGGUACCUCAAGGCAGUAAUAUGACUCUGGCCUCCUUUUGCAACAAAGUAAAAAAAGUAAGGGAAGCAUAUCAUGCAGCUGACAUUAAUUCCAAUUCUGGGAAGAUCUGGAGCACCAUUACAGAAUUUCCAUAUCAGCUAUUUUCUAAUACCAGGUUUAAUAUAAAUAUAUUUACUGGUAACUCAACAGAACUACUUUAUUUUACGCCAUAUGCUAAUUGUCUUGUCAAAGACCUGAUUGCAGAAAUUCUGCAUUUUUGUACACAUGACCAGUUGUUCCCCAAAGAUUAUCUUCUAAGUAUAUGCGGCUCUGAAGAAUUUUUACAGAAUGAUCGAUGUUUGGGGAGCCACAGAAUGUUUCAGAAAGAUAAAUCUGUGAUUGAGCUUCAUCUGCAGAAUAGGAGAGCUCCAGGAAAGUUAUCUCGAAAGCAUGAAGAUGACCACAGUCAGUUUUAUCUGAACCAACUUCUAGAAUUUAUGCAUAUUUGGAAAGUAUCCAGACAGGGCCUGUCAACAGUAAUCAAAAAAUAUGACAUCCACUUGACACACCUAUUGAAAACUCAGAAAGAUGCAGAGGAGAAAAGUUUGCCACCACUCUUUUCUGAUGUUCAAAAUACUUUUCAGCAAAACGUGGAUAACAUUAUUGAAGCAGUUAAAAAAAUAUGCAGUAUUCUGGGGUGUGUGGAAACCAAUCAAAUUACAGAUGCAGUAAAUGAACUAAAUCUAAUUCUUCAGAGGAAAGCAGAGAAUCUUAAUCAAAAUUCAGAGACUUCAGCAAAAGGCUUGAUAGAGAAAGUGGCAACUGAGCUAUCCAAGUCUAUCUACCAGCUAAUUGACAUCUAUUGUACUAGCUUUUAUGCAGAUUUUCAGCCUGUAGAUACACCUAGAAGCAUCUCCUGUCUAAAUCCUGGGCUCCAUUCCCACCUUAGCUUCACAGUGUAUGCAGCACACAACAUACCAGAGACCUGGGUGCACAGCUAUAAAGCAUUUUCUUUUUCCUGUUGGCUUACUUAUGCUGGAAAGAAGCUGUGCCAAGUAAGAAACUACAGAAAUAUCCCAGUCAAAAAAUUAUUUUUUUUCUUGGUCAACUGGAAUGAAAUGAUCAAUUUUCCUCUCGAAAUAAAGUCACUUCCAAGGGAAUCCAUGCUUACUAUAAAAUUGUUUGGGAUUGUCUGUGCAACCAACAAUGCAAAUUUACUGGCCUGGACUUGUUUUCCAUUGUUUCCAAAAGAAAAAUCUGUUCUUGGGUCUAUGCUGUUCAGCAUGACGUUACAGAGUGAGCCACCCAUAGAAAUGAUAGCUCCAGGAGUGUGGGAUACAAGUCAGCCAUCCCCAGUGACCCUGCAGAUUGAUUUUCCAGCUGUUGGGUGGGAGUAUAUGAAACCUGAUUCUGAAGAGAAUACAAUUAAUCUUGAAGAACCACCAAAAGAGUGUUUAAAACACAUUGCCAGACUUUCACAGAAACAGUCUCCACUACUACUCUCGGAGGAAAAGAGAAGAUACUUGUGGUUUUAUCGCUACUACUGCAAUAACGAAAACUGCUCCCUUCCUCUGGUCCUGGGUAGUGCCCCUGGAUGGGAUGAAGGGACUGUUUUAGAAGUGCAUGCCAUUUUGAGAAGGUGGACAUUUUCUCACCCUUCGGAGGCACUUGGACUUUUGACUUCUAGUUUUCCAGAUCAAGAAAUUCGUAAAGUUGCAGUUCAACAAUUAGACAACUUCUUGAAUGAUGAACUACUGGAAUAUCUCCCACAGCUAGUUCAGGCUGUCAAGUUUGAAUGGAACCUUGAAAGUCCUUUAGUGCACCUCCUACUACAUCGUGCAUUGCAAAGCAUCCAGGUCGCCCAUCGUCUUUACUGGCUGCUAAAAGAUGCACAGAAUGAAGUUUAUUUUAAAAGCUGGUAUCAGAAGCUGUUGGCUGCUCUCCAAUUCUGUGCAGGAAAAGCAUUGAGUGAUGAAUUUUCCAAGGAGAAUAAACUAAUCAAAAUUCUGGGAGAUAUUGGGGGAAAAGUCAAGUCGGCCAGUGAACCUCAAAGACAGGAGGUACUGAAAAAAGAGAUUAGCAGACUAGGAGAAUUCUUUCAAGAUGUAAACUCUUGCCACCUUCCUCUGAACCCUGCCCUGUGUGUAAAAGGGAUUGAUCAUGAUGCAUGUUCAUAUUUUACAUCUAAUGCUUUGCCAUUAAAGAUUACUUUUAUCAAUGCUAAUCCAAUGGGCAAAAACAUCAGCGUCAUUUUUAAGGCUGGAGAUGAUCUUCGUCAGGAUAUGCUUGUUCUGCAGAUUAUUCAAGCGAUGGACAGCAUUUGGCUGCAGGAGGGCCUAGAUAUGCAAAUGAUCAUUUAUAGAUGUCUAUCCACAGGAAAAGACCAAGGAUUGGUGCAGAUGGUGCCCGAUGCUGUAACCCUAGCAAAGAUUCAUCGCCAUUGUGGACUGAUGGGGCCACUGAAGGAAAAUACAAUCAAAAAGUGGUUCAGUCAGCACAACCACUCAAAGGCAGAUUAUGGAAAGGCCUUGAGGAACUUUUUCUAUUCCUGUGCUGGCUGGUGUGUGGUAACAUUCAUCCUGGGAGUCUGUGACCGUCACAAUGAUAAUAUCAUGCUGACGAAGUCAGGCCACAUGUUUCAUAUUGACUUUGGAAAAUUCUUAGGUCAUGCACAAACAUUUGGAGGGAUAAAAAGGGACAGAGCACCUUUUAUUUUUACUUCAGAGAUGGAGUACUUUAUUACAGAAGGUGGGAAAAACCCACAGCAUUUCCAAGAUUUUGUGGAGCUUUGCUGUCGAGCUUAUAAUAUUGUAAGAAAGCACAGCCGACUACUCUUGAACCUGCUAGAAAUGAUGCUACAUGCAGGAUUGCCUGAGCUAAGUGGAAUCCAAGACCUGAAAUAUGUGUAUAAUAAUCUUCGUCCACAAGACACAGACCUGGAAGCAACAAGUCAUUUUACCAGGAAAAUAAAAGAAAGUCUGGAGUGCUUUCCAGUUAAAUUGAAUAACUUGAUCCACACACUUGCACAAAUGUCAGCCAUAAGUCCUGCCCAAUCUACUUCACAGACUUCUUCCAAGGAAUCCUGUAUUCAAAGAGCAACAAUUUUAGGGUUCAGCAAGAAAUCCAGUAAUCUGUAUGUCAUCCAGGUGACACAGAGUAACAAAGCAAUAAGUCUGACAGAAAAAUCAUUUGACCAGUUUUCAAAACUUCAUAGUCAACUCCAGAAGCAGUUUGCAUCAUUGACUCUCCCAGAGUUUCCUCACUGGUGGCACUUACCUUUUACAAAUUCAGAUCACAAAAGAUUCAGAGAUCUAAAUUAUUACAUGGAACAGAUAUUAAAUGGAUCAUAUGAUAUUGCAAACAGUGAUUGUGUACUUAAUUUUUUCCUCUCUGAGCCUGUGCAGCAAACAGUUGAAGAAUCAUCACUUGUGGACCUAGGUGAGAAAUUUCCUGACAAGAAGCCUAAGGUGCAAUUAGUCAUAUCACACGAGGAUGCAAAGCUGACCAUCCUAGUGAAACACAUGAAAAACAUUCAUCUCCCAGAUGGCUCCACGCCCAGUGCACAUGUUGAAUUUUAUCUUUUACCAUAUCCCAGUGAAGUUCGUAGGAGGAAAACAAAAUCCGUUCCAAAAUGUACCGACCCCACUUACAAUGAAAUUGUGGUAUACAAUGAAGUCACAGAACUCCAAGGGCAUGUCUUAAUGCUUAUUGUGAAGAGCAAAACCAUAUUUGUGGGAGCAAUUAACAUCCAACUCUGUAGUGUCCCACUCAAUGAAGAAAAAUGGUACCCACUAGGAAACAGUGUAAUUUGACCGUUGCUGUGAACAUAUGCAUUAUUCACUAACUGAUUGUAUUUUUUCUCACAUCUACGCCUCUCUAUCACAUAAGCAGGACAUUUUUGUUGUCGGAGAUAGCAUAGGGUAUUAAGGAUACAAGGAAAAGAAAUUAGAAUCAGUCUUUUGUAGUCAUUUAUUCUUUAUGUGUGUUUCAUUUCUUUCUUAGAAUCUUUUCUCCUUAAAGGGAGUGCUGAUUGCAUAAAAUUCAAUACGUAAAAUUAUAAAAGAACAUUUAAUUUUAAUACAUCUUUUAAAUCAAACAUACACUCAGAGGCUUCCUGUCAAGAUGGUGGAAUAGACAGUUCCCAGUGUCACUCUCUCCCACAAAUCAACCAAUUUACAACUAUUAAAAAGCAGCAACAGCCAACCUGGGGCAACUAGAGCUCAGGGGAAGAGGAGGAAAGACCUACGGAGUGCAUGAAGGGGGAGAAGCCACAAAGAGAGAAAGAAAGAACUGCUCUGACCCGACUGUUUCAAGCCCCAGCCACUUCCAGGCUGGAGCUGCUGAGUGUGCAGAGCAGGAGCUGGCAGCCACAGCUGUGCCCUUUAGAUGGAGCUGCUUGGAGGUAGCAGGGGAGAAGAGGGCCUUGGUGGCCUCCAGACCAGCAAAAUUACUAAUAGGGUUCCCAUAGACCCACGUAGGAAUGAGGAGCCACAAUAACUGAAGAAAAGGAGCUACUCAGAGAGUCACCACAAGGGACCAGCAUACAGCCUGCCCCAUGGGAAGUGUCUGGAACAUGGGUGGUGAGGGAGAUGGGCCACUGGGGGAACACUGAGGCACAGCAAGUACAGCUGAUUUGUCCCCCAAUCAGUGCAGGACCACUCAGAAGACACUGGUCAGGAAUAUAGAAUUGCACGAGGUGCAGUUUGAUGAAAAGACUCAGGCCCAGCCAGAGUUUCCACACAACACAGGUGUAUUGGGUCUCAUGAGUUCUGGAAGCACCUGUAAAGUCAACCAUUAAACCCUGAGCUGUACAAAAUGCCUUCCCCAGGGAGCCAGCAGCAAAGCAGCCUUUUAGCUCAAACACAGAGCUCAAGUACUGGUCCUCAAAGGAAGUUCCCCCAUUUUAGAAAUAAGUAAAGGACAGCAAAUUAGUUUCAGUGCAGAGUUUAAGUGGUCGGAACAGCAAAUAAUCCAACAGAGAACUGAAAGAAAAAACGAAACACCCACAGACUGGAGACAAAGUUUGAUAUUAACUAGUAAAGGUCUCUCAUCACCAAAGAACACCUAUAAAACCUAGAAGUCCCAUGGGCUACCAAAACAAAGAGCAGGGAGGGCUAGGGGCCUCAGCCAUGCCCCCCGACACCCACAACCAGUCCCAAGUGUGGGGGCCAAGGGCCUCAGCCACGCCCCACUAACACCUGCAUCCAGCCAGCGACAACCACUGAGUUGCCGCAGGAAACUCCCUGGGCUCUCCUGAGCUGGGGCAGUGGGAGUCUGAGGGCCUCAGCCACACCACCCGGACACCCACAACCAGCCCAGCGAUGACCACCAAGCUGCUGCAGGAAGUGCCCAGGGCUCUCCCGAGCUGGGGCAGUGGGUGACAAAGGGCCUUGGCUAUGCCCCCCUGAAACCCACAAGCACCCCAACAAUGACCACCAAGCCACCUCAGGUAGUGUCCUGGGCUCCCAUGCUGCAGCAAUAGUGGGGUGAGGGCUUCAGCCACACUCCUCUUACCUCUGCACCCAGCCCAGCAAGGACCAAGCCACUGCUGGGAGCCCCCUGGUCUCCUCUUCAGGAAUGAGGUGGGUACCGUAGCCUCAACCGCACCCCUCUGCCUUCCUCCUUUUCCCACCCUAUUUCUUUCCCCUUAGCCUUAUCCCCCUCUCCCACAACAGCUCCACAUCAACAUCAUAGAAUGUAAAAAAAAAAUAGUAAUAUUAAUAAACAAAUAAACGUUAAAAAAAAAGAAGAAUCAGAAUCACCUCUGGAGCUUUUUCACAAACACUUAUGCCUAGCCAAUCCUCAUUCCCUGAAUUUGAGAACCACAGAUUCUCAGGACUGUAUGGUUUUCAGUCCUCCUGGACUGCUAGUUUGUUUUGGGAAACUCUCUUUCUUUCUCUCUGUAUCUCUGUCUCACUCUCUCUCUCACACAUGUAAGAAAUUUUAGGGGCAAUAAGAGCAAGGAAUUAAUGUGUGUCUAUUAUGUUUACUAUGUGCCAGUUCCUUUAUAUAUGUUACAUCAUUUUAUCAGAAUGAGAUUAAGAUUUCUGUAAGGAAAUAAACCAGGACUUGAAAAAAGCACAUCGAAAUCAAG
Messenger RNA from Cynocephalus volans (Philippine flying lemur), 6968 nucleotides. RefSeq names its product phosphatidylinositol-4-phosphate 3-kinase catalytic subunit type 2 gamma (gene PIK3C2G). Gene Ontology annotation, cellular component: cytoplasm; plasma membrane; phosphatidylinositol 3-kinase complex. Gene Ontology annotation, biological process: phosphatidylinositol-mediated signaling; phosphatidylinositol-3-phosphate biosynthetic process; cell migration. Gene Ontology annotation, molecular function: 1-phosphatidylinositol-3-kinase activity; phosphatidylinositol binding; 1-phosphatidylinositol-4-phosphate 3-kinase activity. The coding region runs from base 193 to 4686 and encodes 1497 amino acids. The record is from RefSeq and is a predicted model, not a curated record. NCBI's taxonomy places the organism in Eukaryota, Metazoa, Chordata, Mammalia, Dermoptera, Cynocephalidae. The transcript has 35 exons.